This is a messenger RNA of Planococcus citri (citrus mealybug), 2450 nucleotides long. It is a transcript of the gene cdc14, whose product is annotated as cell division cycle protein 14. Gene Ontology annotation, molecular function: protein serine/threonine phosphatase activity; protein tyrosine/serine/threonine phosphatase activity; protein tyrosine phosphatase activity. Gene Ontology annotation, biological process: cilium assembly; microtubule cytoskeleton organization; protein dephosphorylation. The coding region runs from base 363 to 1928 and encodes 521 amino acids. The transcript is spliced from 11 exons. The record is from RefSeq and is a predicted model, not a curated record. Lineage: Eukaryota; Metazoa; Arthropoda; Insecta; Hemiptera; Pseudococcidae. Gene Ontology annotation, cellular component: mitotic spindle; nucleolus; kinociliary basal body.
CUCCGCGUAUCUCUUGAUUCUUGGGGUAACUUGGGUGCUUUUGGCUUGGGUUCUAUCUCACUGCUCAGGUACCGAAAACGUCUUGUUUUUACAGAUUAUAACCAGUGAUACCUGUUCUGCUGUACAGCCGUACAGCAAAGCCAUUCAUUUCGUCAACGUACAUUCAGGUAGGUGGUUGUAGGUGUCAAUGUUGUUUAUAUACGGAGGUGUUCGAUCUUUCGCGUCGUAUGCAUCGGUUUGAUAUUUUACAAGUUUAGAAUUUAAUAAUAAAAUCGAAAGUCUCGCGCAAAAUAUGAUACUCUGACGAGGUGAAAGCUGAAUUCAUUCGUCGAAACAAUUUUUCCACACACAUCAUAUCGAAAAUGGAGCUAAAGGAUUUCCUCUACGUUGGAGAAUAUCUCAAAGAUCGACUGUACUUUGCUACAGUUCAAAAUGGAAUCGUACCAGUAUCUUCGAGUAAAUACCACUAUUUUUGUAUCGAUGAUAUCCUAGUCUAUGAAAAUUUCUAUUUCGAUUUUGGGCCACUGAAUUUAUCAAUGUUGUAUCGAUACUGCACAAUGAUUUCAAAAUGUCUAAACACUUUCACUGAUAAAAUAAUAAUCCACUAUACUACGAUGAACGAGAAGAAAAGAUCGAAUGCAGCAUUUCUAAUAUCGUCUUUCGCUUUGAUUUAUCUGAAUAAAACCGUCGAAGAAGCGUAUUCUCCAUUGACUGGAAAACAUAUCCCACCAUUUUUACCGUUCAGAGACGCAACAACCACCGAACCUACCAUAACCAUAUCGAUCAAAGAUUGCCUUCAGGCGAUCUUCAGAGCCCACGCAUUAGGAUUCUUCCGUUUCAAUGAUUUCAAUUUAGCCGAAUACGAGAAUUACGAAAGAGUCGAAGAAGGAGACAUGAAUUGGAUAGUGCCUCAAAAGUUCCUCGCCUUUAGCGGACCUCAUUCUCACGUCGAUAAAGCCAAUUCUCAAGAACACGCACCCGAAUACUAUUUUUCGUACUUCAAGACCAAUGGCGUAACAAACAUCAUACGAUUGAAUAAAAAAUCGUACGAUGCGAAUCGUUUCAUCGAUAGCGGUUUCCAACAUAACGAUUUGUAUUUCCACGAUGGCAGCACACCCAGUAACCUGAUUUUGGAAAAAUUUUUCAAAAUCACCGAAAACGCUCCCGGUGCUGUGGCUGUACAUUGCAAAGCCGGACUUGGCAGAACCGGAUCGGUUAUUGCGUGUUACCUUAUGAAGCAUUACAGAUUCAAUGUAGGAGAAGCCAUUGCGUGGGUACGAAUUUGUCGGCCCGGUUCUAUAAUUGGUAUUCAGCAAAAAUGGUUACACGAUAAAAAAACUCAAUUGUGGAUCGAAGGCAAUAGAUACCGUAAAAAGAAGUACGGCAGCGCGAAUUUCAUUCCUACCCAUAAAUAUGGAAUUUAUAGCAACGAGAUUCACGCUCUUCGUAACGGUGAUCAAAUCCAAAGGGAAUUUUUAUACGAGCCUACGGUGCUAAAGAAAGCCGAUAUAUCCGAUAUAAUGCAUAAUAUAGGUGCCAUUAAUUUGGAAGACAAGGACGAAGUUUGUAAAGCGCGAGUUUCCAUUCACGACCAAAAUUACGAAAAAAAAAAGGUCGAAUUGACUUCGGCAGCGAUACGAAAUUCUCGAAGUCGCGUCAACGCUUCCCAAGGCGAUAAACUUUACCAAAUAAAAGCAUCUCGAAAACAGCCCAGAAGCCUGUCUACACCAAUUACCGCUGCUGGUUUAAAACCUGGCAGAACUAUAACUUACACCAAAGUAAAACACCAACCAUCUUCCAGUAUUUACAAUGUACCGAUAGAAAUGCCCAAACCAGCUUUCUGUUUACCAUCCAAUUUCUACUCAGAGUUCCCGGUCGAACAUACCAAUGGAUAUCAACCGAGUAGGAGUUUUUACUCCAAAAGAUGAUCAAAUCGUAAUCCUUCCCGUUGUUUUUAUAUAUCUACUUUCUUUUUUUUCCUUGACUAUUUUAAUUACCUAAUUAAUUUCUCUCUAUAAAGUAUUUAUCUAUCUCUCUUUUAUUCCAGUAGAACGAAAAACUCCAAGAAAUGCGUAUCAGUAUUACCUUUUUUUAAAUAAUACUCAAUCAUUAGAAAUGUUUUUUCUUUCUUUAAUACUUUUUUUCUGGUCGUAGCGUGAGUAUCGUUUUGUUAUUUAUGUCGUGUUUUUUUUUGGUAAUUUUUUUUCUUCUUUUAUAUACUCGUAAUCUACCUUUACCGAGGUAUACCCUACGUAUAGAAUAUGUAUUUAUUCAAUAAUGCCGCAGUGUAAUAGCUUUGUGAUUUUUAUGUUUUAUUUUCUUCCUUAUUUUACUUUCUUUAUUUUUUUCUCUCAUUUUUUUCUUCUUCUUUGUAUUACCUAUUGCUAUUAUUCAUUUAAUUGUGCAAUAUGUGAUUGUUACUUGAUUAAUAAAGUACAAAUUAGAAUGUU